UGUUGUUUACUGUGAUCACACACGUUAACACACCACAGCGGACUUGUCAGAACCUGGCGGCGGCGUGCGGGGAGUUUGUGAUCUUUAGCUUGUUUAUUGUAAACAAAAUCCAGCUGCAAUGUUCCGGUGUAAAACGGUGUGGAAUAAACUGGCACCGGCGGCGCGAGCGUCCUCAUCGCUUUGUAGACAAACUGGAAAGAGAGCGCUGCUGAGAAAUGACAAAAGACCGGCAUUCGCACCGCAGACCCACAUGUCCUCCGGUCCGUUAGGAGGAGGCGGAGAAAAUUAUAUAUACUAUGUGCUGGUGGGAGCCACCUGUCUGGGAGGCGGAGUUUAUGCUUAUCGCACGAUUACGGGAGACAGCGCGAGAUACUCGGAGCGAAUAAAAGAACUCGAGGAAAGGUCAAAAAAAGUGGCAGAACUUCCCACCGCUCCAGUAAAGAUAGAACCGAAGGUCACAGCAGAAGCAGUGACAGAACCAGCAAAAGAAUACACGGCUGACGAUGUCUCUGAACCCGUACACGAGUCUUCGGUUGAAGAACCUUCACAAGAACCAAUGCCACCAGGAUCUCUCGUGUCUGAGCAAGUUGAAGCAGAACCUACUCCUGAAUCUGUCUUGGAAGACUCUGCACCAGAAGCUUCCACUUCUUCUACACCAGAACCUUCUGUAACAGAAGCUGUCCCAGAAGCCCUUUUUUCUGAAUCAUCCGUAAGAGAACAAGGUGGGGAAGAAGUGGCUCUCGGAGCUCCUGUAACCGAAUCGCAUGUCACCGAAGAAAAAUCUGCCGAAGAACCUCCAGAUCCUGUUGUUGAGAGCGAGCCCGUGCCUGAAGUGGUGGCAGAAAGCGUGCCUGAGACCCCACCAGUAUCCCACAGUGAGCCUGAACCUGUACCGGUGUCCAGUACUGCUGCCCCUGUAGAAGUCUCAGCUGCCCUCCGUGAGGUCCCUGCGCACGCCCCUUACCUCCUGAUCGGUGGUGGAACUGCGUCGUUUGCAGCAGCGAGAUCUAUUCGUGCCCGUGAUCCUGGCGCUCGGGUUCUGAUCGUGACCGAAGAAGCCGAACUGCCGUACAUGAGGCCUCCUCUGUCCAAAGAGCUGUGGUUCUCUGAUGACUCCGCUGUCACGGAAACGCUGCGCUUCAAACAGUGGAAUGGCAAAGAGAGGAGCAUUUAUUUUCAGCCAUCUUCUUUCUACGUGAACCCCAGUGAGCUAGAAUUGGUGGAAAACGGAGGCGUGGCCGUGCUGACAGGCAAGAAGGUGGUGCACAUGGACGUUAGAGAGAAUAAAGUAAAACUGAGUGAUGGUGUGGAGAUCUCCUAUGACAAGUGUCUGAUUGCCACAGGUGGAAUUCCCAGGAACCUGCAGGUAAUUGAGCGAGCCAGCGAGGAGGUGAAGAACAGGACUACACUUUUUAGGAAGAUCGAGGACUUCAAAGCGCUGGAGAAAGUUUCCCGAGAGCUGAAGUCCAUCACCAUCAUCGGGGGCGGUUUCCUGGGCAGCGAGCUGGCCUGCGCCUUGGGCAGGAGAUCUCAUGAUCUGGGCCUGGAGGUGAUCCAGAUGUUCCCAGAGAAAGGGAACAUGGCUAAAGUUCUGCCUGAGUACCUGAGCAACUGGACCACAGAGAAAGUGAACAGAGAGGGCGUCCAGGUGCUGGCGGAGGCCGUGGUUAAGAACGUGUCCUAUAAGGACGGAAAAGUGGAGAUUAAACUAAAGGACGGGCGUCUGGUAAAGACGGAUCACAUCGUGGCAGCCGUGGGUUUGGAGCCCAGUGUCGAGCUGGCGAAAUCAGCCGGCCUGGAAAUCGACUCAGACUUCGGAGGGUUUCGGGUGAACGCCGAGCUGCAGGCGCGCUCCAACAUCUGGGUGGCAGGUGAUGCUGCAUGUUUCUAUGACAUCAAACUGGGUCGGAGGCGGGUGGAGCAUCAUGAUCAUGCAGUGGUGAGCGGCAGACUCGCCGGAGAAAACAUGACUGGAGCCAAAAAGCCCUACUGGCACCAGUCCAUGUUCUGGAGUGACCUCGGCCCUGAUGUAGGAUACGAAGCCAUCGGUAUUGUAGACAGCAGUCUCCCAACUGUAGGAGUGUUUGCCAAAGCUACUGCCAAGGACACACCCAAAGCAGCUACUGAGCAAUCAGGUACAGGAAUCAGGUCAGAGAGUGAGACAGAGGCAGUUGCCGGAACACUUACCCCUGCUGCAACAACACCUGCCCCCCCCACAUCGCAGGAGAAUUAUGGGAAAGGAGUCAUCUUUUACCUGAGGGACAAAGUGGUGGUCGGAAUUGUGCUGUGGAACGUAUUUAACAGGAUGCCGAUCGCCAGGAAGAUCAUUAAGGAUGGAGAGGAGCACGCGGAUCUAAACGAAGUGGCCAAGCUCUUCAAUAUUCACGAAGACUAAACACGCUCAUCCGGUACUUGUGGAGCUGGGAAAAAUACUUCUGCAGAAAUUAAAACACACACACACACACACACACACACACACCACUUGGCCGUGAACUUUCUCAGACCUUCGGCUCUGCCUCCAGCCCAGCGGUUCAGUAAUGGACUUGGUCCUGUUCAGGAAAACCUGUCGUUUAUACAGGAACACUGUCCAUGUUUUCUAGUGAAGUCAGUAAACGUAUAAUCCUGAACCGUUUCCCAGAGUCUCGACUUUCUGGCUGCAUGAGGUGUAGAAACCCCACGUCAGGAUCCACACCACGUCAUUUUGGUGGUCCAACACCGCUUUAAGACCCCUUUAGUCCCCUUCAUGGUAAAAACGGUACAGAUGUGGUCACUGUUUUAUUUGUCUUUUUUAAACCAGAGAACAUUUACAGAAAGAACAGUAUAUUUGAGCCAAUGGUAUAUAUUUGUUACUGAGAGUAUGUAUGUAAGAUGUGAUGUGCAGCUUCUAGCAGCGUCCAGUGUAGCUUCAUCCAAUAUUUUCAGGAUUUGCAUCGUUGACUUCUGGGGAAAUCGCCGAUGGUGACAUUGACUCAACUCAAACCGUCUGUGGGGUUAAACCAACGACCUUGAGGCGGACGAGCGGAUUUAAAGGAAUGCCACUUAAACAAGGGGAAGCGGUCAAGGGUGGGUGUGUGUGUGUGUGUGUGUGUGUGUGUGUGUGUGUGUGUGUGUGUGUGUGUGUGUGUGUGUGUGUGUGUGUGUGUGUGUGUGUGUGUGUGUGUGUGUGUGUGAGAAACAGUGUUGGGACUCAGGGUGAAGCGUCUCCUGAACAUUUCAUCGAAUAAACGUGUGUGUGAUUCUUUUGGGGUUUUUUUUCUUUUGAACCCUUGAGACUAAGCUGCACAAACUCCUCUCUCGUCUGUCCUGAGCCGCGUGACACGAUCUGUUCACCUGAUACUUGAUUAAAACCACCUGGUUUUGAACUUG
Tachysurus fulvidraco (yellow catfish) is the source of this 3366-nucleotide messenger RNA. It is a transcript of the gene aifm1, whose product is annotated as apoptosis inducing factor mitochondrion associated 1. Gene Ontology annotation, biological process: apoptotic process; mitochondrial respiratory chain complex assembly. NCBI's taxonomy places the organism in Eukaryota, Metazoa, Chordata, Actinopteri, Siluriformes, Bagridae. The transcript has 19 exons. Gene Ontology annotation, molecular function: protein dimerization activity; FAD binding; NAD(P)H oxidase H2O2-forming activity. Gene Ontology annotation, cellular component: mitochondrion; cytoplasm. The record is from RefSeq and is a predicted model, not a curated record. The coding region runs from base 119 to 2395 and encodes 758 amino acids.